CGUCCAAAUUGUCAGACCAAUCAUAACGGAGUGGGAGUAUUUGCGCGAGAACUGAUGCGCUCGCCUCGCGCGCGCUGUCCCUCCCAGCAGCAUCAAAGCAGCAGCAGCGAUCAGCGCACGAGCACAGCUCAGGCACCUGCAGGGUUCUAAUGGUCUGUGACCUCUGUAAUUGAGGAGCUAGCAACUAUGUGAUUGCCUCAUAUUCCAUCAUCUUAUUCUUGCGGCGUCCUUCCUCGUUUGCCACCAAAUACUUCCAAGCAAAUCCAAUGGUCUCCUUGUCAUUGGAUUCCGUUAUCCGGUACGCUCCAGUGAGGGGCACUGAUGACCCCAUUCGGUUAUUGUGCUCCGUCCCUGCUGGCUUCCCACCUUUGUAACUGCAUCCCCACUGCUGCUUGUGCGUCUGGAUCCACCUUAUGCUGCAAUGGUGAGUGCCUUUGAAUGGUAUGGCUGUCUUCUUCUGCUGACGGGGGUGGCCGGAUCCGUCAGCCAGCGUACGGAUCCACUGACGCCCCCUGCUCCCGAAUAUGCCCACUCUAUACGACUGGACGGUGAUAUCAUCCUGGGAGGUCUCUUCCCGGUGCAUGCUAGGGGCGAACGUGGCGCCCCUUGUGGGGAACUGAAGAAGGAGAAGGGCAUUCAUCGGUUAGAGGCCAUGCUCUUCGCCAUCGACCUCAUCAACAAAGACCCCGACCUGCUGCCCAACGUGACCCUGGGGGCGCGUAUUCUGGACACCUGCUCGCGCGACACCUAUGCCCUGGAACAGUCGCUUACUUUCGUGCAGGCACUCAUCGAGCGCGAUUCUACUGAUGUGCGAUGCACUAGUGGUGAGCAGCCAAUCUUUGCCAAGCCGGACAAGAUUAUUGGUGUGAUAGGCGCAGCUGCAAGCUCCGUCUCCAUCAUGGUGGCCAACAUCCUACGCCUGUUUAAGAUCCCCCAGAUCAGCUAUGCAUCCACAGCGCCGGAGCUGAGCGAUAACACCCGGUACGACUUUUUCUCCCGGGUUGUGCCACCUGACUCCUACCAGGCCCAGGCCAUGCUGGACAUCGUGACCGCCAUGGGCUGGAACUAUGUCUCCACGCUGGCGUCUGAGGGGAAUUAUGGGGAGAGCGGUGUGGAGGCUUUCGUUCAGAUCUCACGAGAAAGCGGCGGUGUGUGUAUUGCUCAAUCUCUGAAGAUCCCCAGAGAGCCCAGACUGGGAGAAUUCGACAAGAUCAUCCUGCGGCUACUGGAGACACCCAACGCUCGAGCCAUCGUCAUGUUUGCGAAUGAAGAUGAUAUCAGACGUGUCUUGGAUGCUGCAAAGCGCAACAACCAAACCGGUCACUUCUUGUGGGUGGGAUCGGACAGCUGGGGCUCUAAAAUAUCUCCAGUCGUCCAGCAGGAAAGCGUGGCGGAAGGUGCUAUUACCAUCCUUCCAAAAAGAGCAUCCAUAGAAGCCUUUGACAGAUACUUCAAAAGCCGCUCCUUGUCCAACAAUCGACGGAACGUUUGGUUUGCGGAGUUCUGGGAGGAGAACUUCGGAUGCAAGUUAGGGAUGCACGGCAAGCGUCCCGGCAGCCCCAAGAAAUGCACUGGGUUGGAGAAAGUCGGCAGGGACUCCACUUAUGAGCAAGAGGGAAAGGUGCAGUUUGUGAUGGACGCGGUGUAUGCUAUGGCCAACGCGCUGCACCGCAUGCAUCGGGACCUCUGCUCGGGAUAUCCAGGACUUUGUCCACGCAUGAGCAACAUAGAUGGCAAGGAGCUGCUGGGAUACAUCAGAAACGUCAGCUUCAAUGGAAGUGCCAAGACCCUAGUUGUAUUUAAUGAAAACGGAGACGCCCCUGGACGCUACGACAUCUACCAAUAUCAGAUAACAAACAGGUCGGCUGAGUACAGAAUCAUCGGCCACUGGACGGACCAGCUGCAUUUAAAUAUGAAUGCCAUGCAGUGGGCGAGUGGAGACUCAUCCGUGCCGGCGUCUGUAUGCAGCCUGCCCUGUCAGACCGGCGAGCGGAAGAAGGUUGUGAAGGGGGUGUCGUGCUGCUGGCACUGCGAGCGCUGCGAGGGCUACCAUUACCAGGCCAGCGAGUUCACGUGCCAGCUUUGCCCAUAUGAGCAACGGCCAGAUCAGAACCGCACCGGCUGCCAGCCAAUCCCCAUCAUUAAGCUGGAGUGGCACUCGCCGUGGGCUGUAGUACCCGUCUUCAUUGCCAUCCUGGGAAUCCUCACCACGACCUUCGUGGUGGUGACGUUUGUGCGUUACAACGACACGCCAAUCGUACGGGCCUCCGGCAGGGAAAUGAGUUACGUGCUGUUAACGGGAAUUUUCCUAUGCUAUGUUACCACGUUCCCCAUGAUAGCAGCGCCCGAAGUGGCCGUCUGCUCCUUCCGCAGGAUCUUCCUGGGUCUGGGCAUGUGUUUCAGCUACGCUGCCUUGCUCACCAAGACCAACCGCAUCCAUCGGAUCUUUGAGCAGGGCAAGCAGUCGGUCGCGGCGCCGCGGUUCAUUAGUCCCGCCUCCCAGCUAGUCAUCACUUUCAGCCUGAUCUCAGUUCAGUUAAUGGGUGUGUUUGUGUGGUUUGUGGCCGACCCGCCACACACCAUUGUGGAUUACGGCGAGCAGCGUACGCAGGACCCCGAGAACGCCCGCGGGGUGCUCAAGUGUGACAUCUCAGACCUGUCACUCAUUUGCUCGCUGGGCUAUAGCAUCCUUUUGAUGGUCACCUGCACUGUUUACGCAAUCAAGACCAGAGGAGUGCCGGAGACCUUCAAUGAAGCCAAGCCCAUUGGAUUUACCAUGUACACCACCUGUAUCAUCUGGCUGGCCUUCAUACCCAUCUUCUUUGGAACCGCACAAUCUGCAGAGCGGAAUCGGCAUUCUUCACCUAAAAGUGAUCGGGGAGACCAAACCAUAAGUCGUAGAGACUUGAAACUUGGAGGGAUGGUAGUAGGGGAGCUCGGGGCACAAACCAACGCGGGAUUCUCCUACCCUGACCUAAAACCCUGGGCUCAUUCAUUCUCAGCAUCCGUGUCUCUGGGGAUGCUCUACAUGCCCAAAGUCUACAUCAUUAUCCUGCACCCAGAACAGAACGUGCCCAAACGCAAGCGCAGCUUCAAGGCCAUCGUCACCGCUGCCACCAUGACAAACAAGCUCAGCCAGCUGGCCAGUGAACGGCCCAAUGGAGAGGUGAAAACUGAGCUCUGUGAGAGUGUGGACAAUAGUACACCAUCCACAAAAACAACCUACGUCAGCUACACCAAUCAUGCCAUAUGAGUGCACAUCCUGAAAAUGGUUUGGCAUGGAUCUGGCUGGCUCCGACAAAACAGGAUCCAAUGACUGAAAUCCAAGCAUGAGACAUCAGUGUUGUUUGUGGACAAGAGGAUGGACUCUUGGACUUUUUUUCCUGGAUAUUUUAUAAGAAAGCCUAGG
This is a messenger RNA of Sinocyclocheilus grahami, 3409 nucleotides long. It is a transcript of the gene grm8b, whose product is annotated as glutamate receptor, metabotropic 8b. Lineage: Eukaryota; Metazoa; Chordata; Actinopteri; Cypriniformes; Cyprinidae. Gene Ontology annotation, cellular component: membrane. The record is from RefSeq and is a predicted model, not a curated record. The coding region runs from base 422 to 3253 and encodes 943 amino acids. Gene Ontology annotation, molecular function: G protein-coupled receptor activity. Gene Ontology annotation, biological process: G protein-coupled receptor signaling pathway. The transcript has 12 exons.